Messenger RNA from Suncus etruscus (white-toothed pygmy shrew), 1664 nucleotides. RefSeq names its product solute carrier family 35 member E2B (gene SLC35E2B). Bases 141 to 1376 code for a protein of 411 amino acids. Gene Ontology annotation, molecular function: antiporter activity. NCBI's taxonomy places the organism in Eukaryota, Metazoa, Chordata, Mammalia, Eulipotyphla, Soricidae. The transcript has 9 exons. Gene Ontology annotation, cellular component: Golgi apparatus. The record is from RefSeq and is a predicted model, not a curated record.
GAAAGGACUCUGGUGUGGGCAGCGAUGGCUUUCUGUUGUCUGACCUUGAGUGUUUUUGCAGAACAAGAAUGACUUCCUCUUGAAACUGGCCUGCCCGCUCUACUGAGAGCUGUGCGGACAGCCGGGAUGCGGCAGGGCCCAUGCUGGCUGCCCUGGACGUCCCAUUGGUGCUGAGCCUCAGCAUGGCGUCUGUGAAGUCCCCCGUGCUGGAGGAGCCCCGUGGGAAGCCGCUCCUGUCCUGGACCUCCAUCUUUGGGCCGCGGAGCGAGAAGCUGGGGCUGAGCAGGGCCGAGGGUGUGCCCGAGGAGCCGGUGCUCACCAUCACCAUCACCGAGACCACAGCACUUGAGUCAGACCUGGGCGUGUGGAGCACCCGUGCGCUGGUCUACCUCAGCCUCUGGUUCUUCUUCAGCUUCUGCACCCUCUUCCUCAACAAGUACAUCCUGUCCUUGCUGGAGGGCGAGCCCAGCGUGCUGGGUGCCGUACAGAUGCUGUCCACCGCCUGCAUUGGCUGCGUCAAGAUCUUCGUGCCUUGCUGCUUGUAUCAGCACAAAGCCCGCCUCUCCUACCCACCCAAUUUCAUUCUCACCAUGUUGUUUGUGGGACUGAUGAGAUUCGCGACAGUAGUUUUGGGCUUAGUCAGCCUGAAAAAUGUGGCAGUUUCCUUUGCUGAGACGGUGAAGAGCUCGGCCCCCAUUUUUACUGUCAUCAUGUCCCGCAUGAUUCUGGGGGAGUAUACAGGUUUGUUUGUCAACCUCUCCCUCAUCCCUGUCAUGGGAGGGCUGGCGCUGUGCACUGCCACUGAGAUCAGCUUUAACAUUCUGGGCUUUUCAGCUGCAUUGUCCACCAACAUCAUGGACUGUUUGCAGAAUGUUUUCUCAAAGAAGCUCCUCAGCGGGGAUAAAUACCGGUUCUCGGCUGCAGAGCUCCAGUUCUACACCAGCGCAGCAGCCGUAGCCAUGUUGGUCCCUGCCUGGGUGUUCUUCAUGGACUUGCCCGUGAUUGGGAAGAGUGGGAGGAGCUUCAACUACAGCCAGGAUGUGGUGGUGCUGCUGCUGCUGGACGGGGCGCUGUUCCACCUGCAGAGUGUCACGGCCUAUGCGCUCAUGGGGAAGAUCUCCCCUGUCACCUUCAGUGUGGCCAGCACCGCAAAGCACGCCCUGUCCAUCUGGCUCAGCAUCCUCAUCUUUGGCAACAGAGUCACCAGCCUGUCGGCCAUCGGCACCAUCCUCGUGACAGCAGGCGUCCUGCUGUACAACAGAGCCAAGCAGCACCAGCGGGAGGCCAUGCAGAGCCUCGUCACGACCACUGGCCGCUCCCUAGAGGAGGACACUGAGCCUCUAGUCCCCAAAGACCCCAGGCCCAGCCUGCAGUGAACCUCCUGUGCUUGGGAAACUAGGGUGGGACCAGGACUCGGUCCACAGCAGCGGAAGUUACUUUGGGACCCAGAUGUUGGCUCGCUGCAGUGGAUGCCAGGGAGGCUGCUAGCAUGCAGGCUGGCCUGCAAUCUUGGGAUCACGGGACGGCAGUGCCGCCCCCAUGCCUGCGCCUUGGCAGCCAGCUCCCUGCUGCUGAGGGCACGAGGUGGGCACAUGCGUCGGUCCCAGGCUGCCUUCACCACUUAUGGGAAGGCAUGGUUGCUGACUGAGGUCUAUACUGUGCCA